Ananas comosus (pineapple) is the source of this 848-nucleotide messenger RNA. RefSeq names its product NAD(P)H-quinone oxidoreductase subunit O, chloroplastic. Gene Ontology annotation, cellular component: plasma membrane. The record is from RefSeq and is a predicted model, not a curated record. The transcript has 6 exons. Gene Ontology annotation, molecular function: oxidoreductase activity, acting on NAD(P)H, quinone or similar compound as acceptor. NCBI's taxonomy places the organism in Eukaryota, Viridiplantae, Streptophyta, Magnoliopsida, Poales, Bromeliaceae. The coding region runs from base 39 to 551 and encodes 170 amino acids.
CCACCCCCUCUCUCUCUCUCCCUCUCUCUCUCUCUCUCAUGGCGACUCUUCUCCUCUCUCCGCCCACCACCACCGCGCUCUUCUCCCCCAAAACCCUAACCCUAGCGACCAGAACCGCCCCCGCCCCUCCAUCUCGAUCCAUUCGGGUCAACGCCGCAGCGAGCUCCGCCGAGCCGGAGAAGGCGGCGGCGGUGUCGCCCGCCCAGGGAGGCGGCGAUGGUGACGCUGCGGCGGCGGAGGCGCCGCCUCCUUCCUCCGGCUCCGCCGUCUUGCGGCCGAAGAAGCCGGUGUACUCUAUGAAGAAAGGGCAGAUUGUACGUGUGGACAAAGAGAAGUACCUAAACAGCAUCAAUUAUCUAUCCGUCGGCCAUCCACCUUUUUAUAAAGGGUUGGACUACAUAUAUGAAGACCGUGGCGAGGUUUUGGACAUACGAAUUUUCGAGACUGGGGAAUAUGCUCUUAUUGCUUGGGUUGGAAUUCCAACUCCCCCCGCAUGGCUUCCAACCGAUAUGCUUAUUAAGUCGGAAAAGCUUGACUAUGAAAGAAUUUGAUCUUGGAAGUACACUUGCGGGUGAUUCUGCAUUUUUCUGUCUCAUUUUUUCGCUUGGUCGGGGAUGCUCCAGAGUAAAUAUUUCACUUCGAAUCAUAAUGCAAUUUUUGCAUAUAGCUCUAUUUGUUCAUAAAUCAGAUAUAUUCCUUAAAAUAAAAUUUGCUUUGAAUCUGAUCUAAUUCGGUUAGUACCAUCUCUACUCAAUCAAUAUCUUCAUUGUAUCAGUGCUUAAUAUAGAUGUAUAGUUUGAUAUGCUCAUUAUUAUAUUACACAUAUAUAUUGUGUGUCUAGCUUUAAA